Molecule: messenger RNA, 2145 nt
Organism: Polychytrium aggregatum
Lineage: Eukaryota; Fungi; Chytridiomycota; Chytridiomycetes; Polychytriales
Product: 2-isopropylmalate synthase
Exons: 5
Coding region: 105-1922 (605 amino acids)
Biological process (GO): L-leucine biosynthetic process
Molecular function (GO): 2-isopropylmalate synthase activity
Source: RefSeq, a predicted model, not a curated record
GUUGAUCUGCUGCUGUUCCCAGUGUCCGGCUCCCGCAGUCCAGACUCCUCGCUACCCAGCCAACCCGCCACUGCCCGCUGCAGCACCAACUCUUCAAGCUCAGUAUGACUCACGAAAAGGACAGCCUCAUUGUCUUUGACACAACCCUCAGAGACGGUGAACAGUCUCCGGGUGUCACCCUCAAUGAAAACGAAAAGGUCGAGAUCGCCCUCCAGCUCUCCCGUCUAGGAGUUGAUAUCUGUGAAGCCGGGUUCCCGAUCGCCUCGCCCGGCGAUUUUGCCGCCGUCAAGCGUAUCGCUCAGGAAGUUGGUCCCUUGAUCGAGGGCCGUAAGACUGGAAAGCCAAUGCGCAUUUGUGCCCUUGCGCGCGCUGUCCCUGCCGACAUUGAGCGUGCCUAUGAGGCCAUCAAGUAUGCGCCCUCCAACCGGAUCCACACUUUCCUCGCCACCUCCGAUAUCCAUCUGCAGUACAAGCUCAAGAUCACGCGAGAGGAGUGCAUCGCGCGAGCCACAGCAGCGGUGAAGUACGCAAAGUCGCUGGGCUGCGAAGAUGUCGAAUUUUCUCCAGAGGAUGCCGGCCGAUCUGAUCGCGACUUUCUCUGCACGAUCCUUGGAGCCGUCAUCGAAGCUGGCGCAACCACCCUCAACAUCCCCGAUACCGUGGGAUACAACACCCCAGAAGAGUUUGGUUCUCUGAUGCGACAUCUGAUCGCCAACACUCCGGGCUCGGAUAAGGCUAUUUGGUCAACCCAUUGCCACAACGAUCUCGGCCUUGCCACAGCCAACACUCUGUCGGGUGUCUUGAAUGGCGCUCGCCAGGUUGAGGUUGCCGUCAAUGGCAUCGGCGAGCGAGCCGGAAACACAUCCUUGGAAGAGGUUGUCAUGGCCAUCCAUACUCAUCCCGACUAUUUCCCUGUCCGCCACAACGUGGACACCUACCAAAUCUACCCGACCUCCCAGCUGGUCACCAAGCGUACCGGCAUGGUCAUCCAGCCCAACAAGGCCAUCGUUGGCUCCAAUGCCUUUGCCCACGAAAGCGGCAUUCACCAAGACGGUGUCCUCAAGAACAAGCUCACGUACGAGAUCAUCCAACCCGAAGUUAUUGGACUCCCUCCCCCCGCCCUGUUUUUGGGAAAGCAUUCGGGUCGAAAUGCCUUCAAGACACGCAUUGAGGAGCUUCUUGGAAGCGUUGUCUAUGCCCACCAUUUCCACGAGAAGCCGGCACUGCUCAACAGCCUGUUUGGCAAAUUCAAGUCCCUCGCGGACACCAAGAAGAAUGGCGUCAGCGACGACGAUAUUUUGGCUCUCCUGGAUGACGAGCUCCACAUCCGGGCGUCCGGGGAGCAGGUGUAUCAGCUCAAGUCUCUCCACGUCAUGUCUGGCAGCGGUGUAAGCGCCACGGCCACAGUGACGAUCAUCGACACCACCCGAGAGCCCGCAGUGACUUCGCCUAUCAUCGGUAGCCCCAGAAGCGAGCAAGCAGGCCAAGAGAACCAAGUCGCCGGGCUUGAGCUUAGCGAUGCAGCCGUUGGCCACGGCCCGGUCCACGCGGUGUUCAGUGCAAUUAACCGCGUCAUUGGUUGUCACAAUGUACUGGCGGCCUAUGAAGUCAAGGCCGUGACUGAGGGAUCCGACUCCCUGGGCAAAGUCGUUGUGAGAAUCCACGAGGGACCCGAUUCAUCUCAGGGCCAGAUUCCGAAGCUGAUUCCUCGAUUCGAAGAGAUCGACUCGGCCACGUAUCAGGGCCAAGGCAUUGACGAGGACAUCUUGGUUGCCAGCGCCAAGGCCUACAUCAACGCCAUCAACCGCAUGAAGUCGGCCAAGGAGCGCCAAUCAAAGCUGGAACCUGUCCAGAGAGGCGAAAUCGAGGUGAUUGGAGGAGUGGUUCCCUCCGUUCCGGAGAGCCGCAAUGUCGAUGUUUGAUUCAGGAACCUCUGCAAAGGCGAGCGCGUGUGGGUAACCCUCAGGGGGCAGCCGUCUCAAAUGCACGAUUCGAUUUCUGUUGGAAUGGCGAUUGCCUUGGACAAUACGACCACGUUCCUGUUGAAUAAAACAAUGGGACACAUCGUCACGUUCGGAGAAAAACAUGCCGUUGUUGCACCAUAUCACCCACUCGGCCAACAACGACCAAGUGGGCCAAAUUUUA